Molecule: messenger RNA, 2615 nt
Organism: Hordeum vulgare subsp. vulgare (domesticated barley)
Lineage: Eukaryota; Viridiplantae; Streptophyta; Magnoliopsida; Poales; Poaceae
Product: CAP-Gly domain-containing linker protein 1-like
Exons: 8
Coding region: 127-2286 (719 amino acids)
Molecular function (GO): ubiquitin binding
Source: RefSeq, a predicted model, not a curated record
CCCUCGACUUGUUUUCCAUCCGUCACCCCCCUCUCUCUCUCUCUCACUGUCUCCCCCAACCUUCAUGUCAGCCCCCUUCUCCUUGACCGAAAACCCAGCCCCUUUCUACUUCUGGAGGUGUCGGCGAUGGCAUUCAAGCAGGUCUUCUGCGCCCUGCGAGAGGUCUUCCCGCAGGUUGAUCUUCGAAUAUUGAAGGCUGUAGCCAGUCAGUAUUCGUCUGAUGUCGAUGCAGCUGUUGGAUUUGUUCUUUCCGAUGUCAUUCCAGCAGUAAGCGAACCUACCGAAACAGUUUUUACACUCCAAGAUGUUGAGUAUGCAGAACACGACCAUGCUGACUCCAGGAAGUCUAACUUACAUUCUGGAGGGACAACAUUGGUGGAUCUAGGAACUAAAGAGGAUGCCAGUGGCCUAUUCGGAACUUCAGCUGUGAGUAGUGGCACUUUUUGUGAAUGUAAUCCAUUUUCGGAUUAUGAUGGCCCAUUCCACAGUAACAACAAGAUAGAAAAAUGUUCCCAGGUCGAGGAUAAGGUGGUGAUAAAUGAAACAAGAAUUCCUACAACAGUGAUGAACAGCCUUCUUCAGGAGCAUUAUGCUCUGGUUGGAUUGUCAUCGACAUCUGCAACGGAGCCACAUAUGAUAGAGUAUGAGCAGUCUGAUUCAGGAGGAUGUAAUGAUCAUUGUGCAGCUGAAAAAGAUGAAGUAACUCCAGAGACUGAAAUAGGCAACCACAAGCAUUCCAAUGAUAAUUAUGAGCUAUCAGAUUUGCUUGCCUCUUCUGGGAAUAUGUUGCCAUUAUUUAUUGAGAGCCCUUCAGAUUGUGCAGUGAAACAUGGAGGGCAAGUGGCUCUGAAACUCUCUGAUGAGGUAACUAGACAUGAUUUCGCCAAGUCAGAAGAUAACUGUUACUUGGAAACCUUACUUGUGAAUUUUCACUCAAAGGAAGACAAACAAACAUCAAAGAACUUGCCAAUUGCUCUAACUGUCCAUACGCUCUCCAACCCAAAGGAUAAUAAUGACUUACAAAUUCUGUUUGAAAACAAAGAUAAUGCUGUAGAAGAGUUGGGUGCACUCUGCACUGCCGAAAAUACCCCUGAACUCCACAAGUCAGCAAAUGAUGGCAACUUAUACAAUUUAUUUGGCGAUCUAUGCACAGCUGACGAGACAACAAAAGUACCUUUGAAUUCUACUGAGGAGGAAAAUGAGCAGUCUUUGUACAAGCUAUAUGAUCAACACAAGCUAUUUGACUUAUUUGCCUCAUCCAAAAUCGUCGAUAAUUCAUUACAAGCCUUUCAAGAAAAGGGUGAUUCUGAGACAGUUCAUAAUGAGGAGCUAUCUUCAAUACAUCUCAAUAAUCGUGGAACUUUUACUAGUACGUGCAAUUUCGAUGGUGAUAAGCACUACUCCUUAUGCCCAAUGGUUGAGCUUGAUGCAGAUCAGCCUAACGAAGGAUGGAUGAUGCCUGGUGCAGAUAAAAGUGAGGGAUUUCUCGAUAACUCCACUCAGCCAUUUCAUAUCACUGAAAUAAACAAGAAUAUUUCUGAUAUCACUAAAAGCAAGGAAUUAUUGAGCUGUUUGUAUGAAUCAACAAUCAUGAAAAUGAAAGAGGUUGAGCUUCAGGAGGAAAAGUCUCGACUAGCAAAACAAAAUGCUGACAAGGCACAUCAAAAUUUUCUUGCCAUGGCAGAGCACUUUAAUCAGCUCAUUGAGAAUUCCAAAGAGUCAAAUGAUAAGCAAGCUCAAGUAGUGUGUGAAGAAAAUUGUUCGUUGGUGGCUCUCACUCAGAACCUUCAGUCUAAGCUUACCAAAUUGGCUGCUCAAAGAAACGAAGCGCUUGCAGCUGUUCAGGAGAUUAAAUUUCAACUAGAUGCACGUCUAGCAACUUCGAUGGAGGAAGAGGCUACAGCAAGGGAGCAAAUUAUUCAAGAAGAUAAAUUAGCUCUAUUGGUACGUAAAGAGAAGGAAGCUACAAUGGGGAGCAUAAUGGAGGAGUCAAGAAAGCUCCAAAAGGAAGCCGAAGAGAACAUUUUGCUGAGAGAACAAUUGUUGGACCGGGGUCACAUCAUUGAUAUCAUGCAAGGAGAAAUAUCAAGCAUCCACGCCCGUGUAAGCAAGCUUAAAUCAGCCUUGGUGACAACUAGCAGCUCAGCUAAUUCUUCCCACAAGGAUGACUGCAAGAGCGCGUCAGUUGACAUAGACCGUCCUUUGGGGGGCGAUGAGAACAGAGAUGAUCAGGACCAUACCACAUCUUCUGAUGACGACGAAUGGGAAGUGCUAGAAGCAAAUUAAGCCUGGAGUGGUUCUGUUCACUGUUCAAAUAUUUCUUGGUCAAUAAGAGGGCAGCAUCUUGGCUCACCCAAAAUUUAUGUGCCAAGCAGCAGAAUGUACAUCCCCAAUCUCUGCUACUGUUGGAAGACUGAACCUCCAAACUAUGCAGGUGUUUGGAUCUCGUGCUUUGUAAAUAUACAGAUAUGCAGGUGUUUGGAUCUCGUGCUUUGUAAAUAUACAUAUAUGGAGAUGGACAUAUAUCAGUAUCAAACUUGGUUGGUCUAUCUGUCAUGUAAAUAAACAUGAAAUUAUGUGCCUAUGUUUGUACAGAAUCAAGUGUAUACAUCAUA